AUGAGUGCAGACUGCAAAGAAGCGUUUGAUAAGCUGAAGACCACUUUGACCCAAGCCCCCAUUGUGAGAGGGCCUGACUGGAGUCAACCAUUUGAGAUAAUGUGCGACGCCUCCAACUAUGCAGUAGGAGUGGCGCUGGCUCAACGCGAAGCAACCGCCUACCAUCCACAGUCCAAUGGACAAGCAGAGGUGUCUAACAGAGAGAUAAAGUGUAUCUUGGAAAAGGUCGUCAAGCCUCAUAGAAAGGACUGGAGUUUCAGACUUGUAGAUGCGCUUUGGGCUUAUAGGACAGCAUACAAGACACCGAUCGGAAUGAGUCCCUUCCGCUUAGUUUACGGAAAGGCCUGUCACCUUCUAGUGGAGAUAGAACAUAAAGCCUUCUGGGCGGUACGGGAAUGUAACAUGGGAUUAGAGAUAGCCGGAGCGGAGAGAAAGCUGCAACUACAGGAAUUAGAAAGCCUUUGCCUGGAAGCAUAUGAGAACUCCAAGCUAUACAAGGAUGGGGUGAAGGUUGUGCAUGACAAGAACAUCAAUCGCAGAUACUUCAGACCUGGUGAGUUAGUUCUCCUUUACAACUCAAGGUUGAGACUUAUGCUAGGCAAGCUGAGAUCUAGGUGGGAAGGCCCCUAUAGGGUGGAAAAGGCUGAACCAUAUGACGUCUUUUACCUACGCCAUCCCUCAAGCCCCAAGAUCCUCAAAGUUAAUGGUCACCGCCUGAAGUUGUACCAUGGUGAGAAGAUGCACAACAAGAAGGAACUGGAAAUCUUCCUCCUGGAAGAUCCACCAUCAGCAGACGACUGA
This is a messenger RNA of Arachis duranensis, 801 nucleotides long. RefSeq lists its product as uncharacterized. The record is from RefSeq and is a predicted model, not a curated record. Gene Ontology annotation, molecular function: nucleic acid binding. The transcript has 2 exons. Bases 1 to 801 code for a protein of 266 amino acids. NCBI's taxonomy places the organism in Eukaryota, Viridiplantae, Streptophyta, Magnoliopsida, Fabales, Fabaceae.